Messenger RNA from Capsella rubella, 718 nucleotides. Its product is annotated as protein LURP-one-related 10. The transcript is spliced from 3 exons. The coding region runs from base 78 to 662 and encodes 194 amino acids. NCBI's taxonomy places the organism in Eukaryota, Viridiplantae, Streptophyta, Magnoliopsida, Brassicales, Brassicaceae. The record is from RefSeq and is a predicted model, not a curated record.
CUUAAUUGUAUCUGUCUUCAAGAAUAAUCAAAAAGAAGCAAAAAAGAGAAAGAGAGAUUAAUUAGAACCCAACAAAAAUGGCGAUCGUAAGUCCCCAUUUCUGUGCACCGUACCCCAUAGAGUUGGGGAUCGUACGCAAGGUGAUGACUCUAACAGAUGGUAACUUCGCUGUCACCGACGUCAACGGCAAUCUCCUUUUCAAGGUCAAAGAACCUUUGUUUAGCCUCAGCGACAAAAGGAUUUUGUUGGAUGCAUCAGACACUCCAAUCUUGACUUUGAGAGAAAAUAAGGUGAGCUUGCAUGAUAGGUGGCAAGUAUUUAGAGGGAAAAGUACAGACCAAAGUGAUCUAGUAUACACAUUGAAACGAUCGUCGAUGAUUCAAAUAAUGAAGCCAAAGCUAGACAUUUUUUUGGCUCAAAAUAAAGAAAUGAAGGUGUGCGACUUCCAUGUCAAAGGAAGUUGGAUCGACCGUUCAUGUGUCGUCUACGCCGGCAAAUCUGAUGCCAUUGUUGCUCAGAUGCAAAAGAAACAUACCGCACAAAGCAUAUUGAUAGGGAAGAGUAAUUUCUCGGUUACGGUCUAUCCAAAUGUUGACUUUGCUUUUAUAGUCUCUCUCAUUGUAAUUCUCGAUGACAUUAACCGAGAAGAUUCAGAAGACUAAAAUACUAUUUUUCAUAUACAUUAAUUUCUUUUGUGCGCAGCAAAUAUUUGAUAAUA